Messenger RNA from Cololabis saira (Pacific saury), 4567 nucleotides. RefSeq names its product ubiquitin specific peptidase 46 (gene usp46). The transcript is spliced from 9 exons. Gene Ontology annotation, molecular function: cysteine-type endopeptidase activity; cysteine-type deubiquitinase activity. Lineage: Eukaryota; Metazoa; Chordata; Actinopteri; Beloniformes; Belonidae. The record is from RefSeq and is a predicted model, not a curated record. Bases 292 to 1401 code for a protein of 369 amino acids. Gene Ontology annotation, biological process: protein deubiquitination. Gene Ontology annotation, cellular component: cytosol; nucleus.
CUCAGCAGGGUUGUUUCCUGGUCGUCUCUAGCAACCUGCUGCAAACAACUGGCCCCUGUGUUUGCGGUUUUUGCCCCUCGGUCGCUGCUGCAUGCGUCCAGCUGUGGUGUCUCCAGCAUGUGUCGACGCUGAGGCUCGGUGUGGACCCCCCCCCGGCUCCAUGGUGCUGCCGUCUCCGCCCGGGGUUGCAGUCUGGCCUCCAGCCGCCGCCGCGGAUCAGCUCCAGCUCCCAGCGUCGCCUCGCUCUGUUUAUUUCAUAAAGAUGGCGGUGAGGGGGACACUGUGAACUAAAUGACUGUCAGAAACAUCGCCUCCAUUUGUAAUAUGGGCACCAAUGCCUCUGCCCUGGAGAAAGACAUCGGCCCGGAGCAAUUCCCAAUCAAUGAACACUACUUCGGAUUGGUCAAUUUUGGAAACACGUGUUACUGUAACUCGGUGCUGCAGGCCCUUUACUUCUGCCGGCCUUUCCGGGAGAACGUGCUGGCCUACAAGGCCCAGCAGAAGAAGAAGGAGAACCUGCUCACGUGCCUGGCUGACCUCUUCCACUCCAUCGCCACACAGAAGAAGAAGGUGGGCGUCAUCCCGCCCAAGAAGUUCAUCUCUCGGUUACGGAAGGAGAAUGAUCUGUUUGACAACUACAUGCAGCAGGACGCCCACGAGUUCCUCAACUAUCUGCUGAACACGGUGGCAGAUAUCCUGCAGGAGGAGAAGAAGCAGGAAAAGCAGAAUGGGCGCCUCAAGAACAACGGCACUGCUGCCACGACCGAGACGGAGAUGGAGAACAAAACCGAGCCCACGUGGGUCCACGACAUCUUCCAAGGCACGCUGACCAACGAGACGCGCUGCCUCAACUGUGAAACGGUAAGCAGCAAAGAUGAAGAUUUUCUGGAUCUUUCCGUGGAUGUGGAGCAGAACACAUCAAUCACACACUGUCUCAGGGACUUCAGUAAUACAGAGACUUUGUGCAGUGAAUACAAAUACUACUGUGAAACAUGCUGCAGCAAGCAAGAAGCACAGAAACGGAUGCGCGUGAAGAAGCUUCCUAUGAUCCUGGCGCUACACCUCAAGAGAUUUAAGUACAUGGAGCAGCUGCACCGCUACACCAAACUGUCCUAUAGAGUGGUUUUCCCCCUGGAACUCCGCCUGUUUAACACGUCUGGGGACGCGGUCAACCUGGAUCGUAUGUACGAUCUGGUGGCGGUGGUGGUUCACUGUGGAAGUGGUCCUAACAGAGGUCAUUACAUCACCAUAGUGAAGAGUCAUGGUUUCUGGCUGCUGUUCGACGACGACAUUGUGGAGAAAAUCGACGCUCAGGCCAUCGAGGAGUUUUACGGCCUUACUUCAGACAUUUCCAAGAACUCUGAGUCGGGUUACAUCCUUUUCUACCAGUCCAGGGAGUGACUCUGGAGGAGACUGAAUAGGAGAAAUAUUUUUGUUCCUUCUUUUUCUUACCUUCAGCGUAACGGGGCCCCGACUCCUGCCAUCUCAGCCCGGACCUCCUCCCUCCGCCUCUCUGACGUACGUGCCAAUCCUGUUGCCCAGACCUCAUCCUGUGGGUUUUACCUGUGCUGUUUCUUUCUCUCUCUGUAGUCUGACUGUUGUCUUUUAGUCACCUGCAUCUGGACUGCACUUUAAAACAAAAGCAAAAAUGCUCAACAGCGUGAUGGGGAAAAAACAAAAACAAAAGGAAUCAAGGUGAAGCUCGGUGUUGCUGCUGGUAGAACCCUGCAGAGGUGAUAAACCCCAGGGUCUGCUGCACAUACAGACACUUGUCAGAAACGCAGUUUGUUGUAUAUAACGUGUACUUCCAUGAUGUGGCGCCUAAUCAUAACUCCUUUCAUUAGGGCUAUUUCUUCCAUCAGCAUCCAGUACUUCCAUUCCUGAUGAUUCUUCAAGAGUUUAUUACUUUGAAUUGGGAGCAGGAGAACUUGUUUUCACACUCUCUGUGAGUAUAGUUUAGCAGGAAUGCAUUAGAAUAUGUGAGUGUAAAAACAAGGAAGCCUGCAGUCAGUUGACAUGAAGUUGUUCUUGAUCAAUGAUGGUGACCUUCCCGAAAUUUGAUGCAUCUAUGUCUCACGCGGAUGCAUGAGUCACGAAUGAAGACGGAGACAAACACUGUAUAAUGUGCGUAGAAGCUUCUUGUAUUUCUAAAGGAUUUGAACUCAUUUCUGAACGUUACUCAUUGCGAACACAAAAGUUCGACACCCCUCUAGCUGUAAAAUGUUUGUUUGAUCAGAUUUGAUCAGAACGCUGACACUAUCAAACUGAGCCAAAUACUCUCAACACUACACAUGGAUAUCUGGAAUCAGCUUAAUCUUUAUAUACAACACACACAGUUGUUUCAUAUGGAAAAAUACCUAUUUAUUAUACAGAACAUAUUUAUUGCUUUUAUUAUUUGUUUUAACUGGUAGAUAAGUAAAGUUUGUGCAAAGCAACAAACUCCCAGGAUGAAGGACAUACACGAUAUGUCACAAUACAUUGGACGGUUACAUUAAAGAUGUACUAUGACUUUUGUUCAAUUGCAGACAGUAUGAACCAAAGGUGUUAAAUGUCCUGUGUCAUGAGCUUCGUCAUGCUAAAAAAAAACACGAUACAAAGUGACACGUCGUGCUAUUUUGUCGUUUCUGGUGCCUCCUCAUCCCAGACCCUGAUUUCUGGUCUUCCUGCUGGUAACACUCGGCCCGCCACCUCAUAUUUUCUGGCCCGCGAGAACAUACAAAGAUUAUUUUGUAUUUUCAGCAAAAUUCAGUUUUAGAGAAAUUCAUGGAUGAUAAUUAGAUGUCUCACAAUACAUUUUAAAUGUUGCUGCCUGAGCCAUAAUGACAUCAACCCACCGGAUGGAAGUAUCUCAAAUUAAACUAUUUCUUACAACAGAUAAUUCAUAGAUUUGAAAUGCAAAUCUCUAAAAAAAAAAAAAAAAGUAGUAAAAAAUUCAUAGAAAAAAGGGAAGCUAAAACAUGUUUCUGCCAAAUGGAGACAAACCAUCAAUUUUUUUUAUUUUUUGAUAACCAGAAAGCAGAUUUGGCUGUCAGAUCUCUGCUACACAUAUACAAUAGUAAUACUUUUAUAUGUACUAUUAAUAGUUAAAUACAGAGGUUGUGUAAAAAUCUUUUUAUUAAAGUAGAAAUAUUUAAACAAUCUGGCUUUUGCUGUACAACUGGUCCCUUGACAACAUGUGAGAACAUGAAACAUCCUGGUUUCAUACUCUGCAAUGAAAUAAGUCAUUGUAAGAAUCACUGCAUUUUGCUUGUUUGCAUCUUCCACGACCACGCGGUCUUUAUUUGAGGUUUUUAAUGGUGAAAUGGUUCUUAAAGUUGGACCCUUGUGGUACACGUGCUCAAGGGAAGCAUAACGGAUUAACAUGAUGUGAGAGAUGCAUCAUUAAACUACCUUAUCUUUUAAAAUGAAAAAGUGAAAGUAGUGCAAUAUGCAAUGAAGGACUAUUCCUACUUGUACAUUUGAUUGUUGUGAUAAUGUGUUUUAUUUUCUCCCAGUGCUGUUUGUCUGUGAUGGUGAAGAAAAUUCUCCAGAAAGUCGGCUACAACAUAUCUUUAAAUUUUUUGUUUUUUUCUGCAGUUUUCUCUUUAUUUGUCUCUGACUUUGCUGAUUAUAAAAUGUUUAUGUCAUACGAAGCACACCAACACCCUGAAACCCCCAUCCAGUUACAAUUCAAGCAUCCUUGUUGUGAUUGCAUCCUCUGUAUCGUAGAUGUUAGCUGUUCCAGUGGUAACAGCCAACAUCAAACAUGUUUCCAUGUGUGUGUCACAUUCCUGUUUGCUGCACAUCAGCAGAAAUUUCCUGACCAUUUCAAACACAUUUCAUCAUAUAUAAGUAGGAGUAGGAUUAAUCUGUUAGGCUAGUGUGUGAAUCUACGCAGGAGAAACAGAAGUGAAGGUAUAACAUGAAACGUUUCUGCUGUCUCUUCCAUGAUUCCUGUGACAGGGGGAAAAGUUGUGAGGAAUACGUGCCAAACCGAACUCACUACUGAACUUGCAACUUUAUUAGAGAAUUGUGUUCUUUGUAAAGAUACAAUUGUACAUAUAUAUUAUGUAGAAAAACGCUUCUGGGAAUAGGAAAAUAUUUUUUUAAAGUGAAGAUCUUAAAAUGGCAAAGAUUUCGGCGAAUGGCUGACCAAUAAUGAAGAAAUGCUGUGCUUUUACAAUCACACCUGCAUAACAAGUCAGAAUUGUGAAGACACCACCAUCUGUCCCAUUAUUCUUGGCUGCACCAGAGAAGGAAAAUGUGUCAGGAACAGUGCGAGAUAUGUAAGGGGGGGGGACGAGACACUUAAACACGCAGAUCUUCCAUUAACACUUAUGCACUCACCUUCACUGAGACCCUUAUUCAUUGCACUAGCUCCUACAUGUUCAACUGUGAUGGUGAGUUCGGGUGCAGGGAGUCCUGCACCUGGUGGCGCACGAUUGAGCCUCUGUGAGGGAAAGAAGAGAUGACUGAGUCUCCAUUUGGUGGUUAAUUGCAAGUGCACUUUAUUAGUGAUGAGCUUCAAUGCUUUAACAAGACAAACCACAGUCUAACACAAGUGUGUUUUUCUUCUGUACAAUAAAAU